AUGUCUUCCAGUGCGCCGAACUACGGCUUGGUGACCAGUAUACAAACAAACGAAGCAUAUGCCCCUUUUGCCCAUUAUUCACAAGCAAUCAAAGCCGCCGGUCAGGUAUGGCUGUCUGGCCAAAUUCCGGCUGAUGCCCACGGCAAUUUGAAUAAGGGAUCCAUGACCGAGCAGACUCAGGCAAUACUAAAGAAUACCGAAGCAAUCCUCAAAGCCUCUGGUACCGGACUUGAUAGAGUCGUCAAGGUGGUGGUCUAUGUCAAAGAUGCUAGUGUCAUGCCCGAGUUUGCGUCUGUUUAUGAUUCCGCCUUUCCUCAUCGCCCUGCGCGGUCUAUGGUAGAGGUGUCGAAACUUCCCGCCGGUGUGGACAUCCAAGUUGAUUUCAUAGCUGUCAUCUGA
Molecule: messenger RNA, 399 nt
Organism: Penicillium olsonii
Lineage: Eukaryota; Fungi; Ascomycota; Eurotiomycetes; Eurotiales; Aspergillaceae
Source: the annotation of a GenBank genome assembly